This is a messenger RNA of Penicillium daleae, 1278 nucleotides long. RefSeq lists its product as uncharacterized. The record is from RefSeq and is a predicted model, not a curated record. The transcript is spliced from 4 exons. Gene Ontology annotation, molecular function: FAD binding. Gene Ontology annotation, biological process: secondary metabolite biosynthetic process. The coding region runs from base 1 to 1278 and encodes 425 amino acids. NCBI's taxonomy places the organism in Eukaryota, Fungi, Ascomycota, Eurotiomycetes, Eurotiales, Aspergillaceae.
AUGUUUCGUAUCGCCAUAAUAGGUGGAGGUAUUGGUGGACUUUUUACCGCUCUAUCCAUCCACAGCCAUUGUGAAUCAAAAGAUGUACAAAUCGACAUCUAUGAACAAGCAACUGAAUAUAGAGAGAUCGGGGCAGGGGUGGGGAUCGGCCCAAACGCUGCCAAGCUUAUUGAGAAGCUCGGACUGAUGGAUGAAGCGCUGAAGAUUGCUGGUGAUCGGAACGGCGUCUGGCUUACAUUUCGCCGAUAUGAUACUGGGUCAGAGGUGCUCACCGUCAAGGGCCCUACGCAGGGAAACAGAACCCAGUUGCCGAUGCACCGGGCAGAAUUCUUGGAGAUACUUGUCCAGGCUAUCCAGAACCAAGGGGCAGCGACCAUGCACACAAAUAAGCGAUGUCAAAGGAUUGAGGACCGAGAGGACAUGAUGUUGGUGACAUUUGCAGAUGGUACGACAGUUUCCCCUCAUCUUGUCAUUGGAGCCGACGGUAUCCAUUCGGCCGUUCGUUCGCAUUAUGUGCGAGACUCGCCACAAUAUGGCGGGAUGGUCGUUUACCGUGGGCUCUGUGACAUAUCGAAGAUCCGAGAUCAAUGGACAAUUGAUACAUUUUCGGCAAUGUUUAUUGCGCCCGGAAAACACUUCCUUACAUUUCCAAUCAGCAGAAACAAGAUAUUGAACGUCGUUGGGUUUGUCUCAACGCCAUGGGAGAAACUCGGGGAUGUAAAGGAGAGUUGGACAUUGGCAGGUGAUAAGUCUGAAGUCGAGCAAGAAUUCAAAGAGUUUGCCCCUGUUGUACAAGCAGUGAUCGAGAAUAUGAACACUAAUCCCCUGAAGUGGAUUCUGUUUGAUAGACAGCCGUCGCCAGAAUGGAUCUUCUCGAAAGGCAAGGUUGUCCUGCUAGGCGAUGCAGCUCAUGCAAUGUGUCCUCAUCAAGGAGCUGGAGCUGGUCAGGCUCUAGAGGACGGUUACAUUAUCGGUCGUGCCCUGCAAGAGUACUUUCAUCUGCUCAAUUUACCCGGUUCUCGGAGCCUCCAAGAGUGCCUGCAGUUAUAUCAUUCUAUUCGGUUUGCGCGCUCGGAGAAAGUGCAAGCCACAUCUAGGCAAGCGGGAGAUCUGUAUGAAAUGAAGAUCCAGGAAGUGGCUGGGCUCAGCUAUGACGACGGCCUUCCCAUCGUGAAGGCCCAGAUUGAAGAUCGGAUGCAUUGGAUUUGGAACGAAGAUCUGGACGAAGUUUUUAACAAAGCUCGUUCAGAGUGGCUGGGAACUUCUGCGUCUAGUUAG